AUGGCCACAAUAUCUGCGUUUGAGCAUCACCUGCUCUGGAAAAUAUCCCUUGUGCGUCGAGAAGGGAAACCACAAGUGACGGAGAUGAGAGGCCGAGGUUGGGUCAAAGCAGGAUUCAUGAGCAGCACAGAGCUGUUAUUUUCUGCCAGCAGCCUUGUCCCUGUAGCAGGCAGGGCAAACUCUGAAUCAUGUCACAGGAGCGCUCAGGAAUUUAAGAGGGGCCUUCCGAGACUGUCACUAUUUUGCAGGAGGAACCUGAGCAUGUACUGGAACUUUAGGUCUCUGUAAUAAAAAAUUGGAUCAAAUCGCUCUGUCGCCCGAGCACAGGGAUUUUCAAACUGGGGUCUGCGGACUUCAUUCAUGUUUCCCCAUUAAAGAUCCACCUUGAUUUUUAACUGUAUUUUUAUUGCUUCUUUUAUUUCUUAUAUUGAUCCUUAAUUAACUUUUUAUUGCUUCCUUAUCGCUCUAUGGUUUUUAAUUGCUUCACCGUUCCCUAUGUUGCAUUUUACAGCGUUGUAUUUUGAAUUCAGUGGAAUUCAGAUUGUAAUGCAGUGAAAUACAGUACAUACAAAAGAAAAGAAACAAUAGAAAUGCAAUUAAAAAUCACACAGCACUUUGAAAUUGCUACAAUGGGCAGAAAUGGUCCACUAGGACCCUCAGCGAUGAUCAAGUGGUCCCUUGGUCAGAGGGUGGGGAGUUUGUAAUUACAAAUGUCCUGGUGCAUUAAUCUGUUUUUUAAAAAACAACAACAUAUAUUUUGCACUUUGGGAAGGGAGGAGAACAUGCACUGAAAAGUGUGAGGGGAAAUAAUGAAUAACAGGAAGACGUCUGAAGACCCCAAAAACAAAUCAAGAUGAAUGCAGGAUAAAUACUCGUUGUCCAUCCCAUAAACAAGUCAGAGCAAAUGCUCAAAAAAGACCCAGCAUUCUAGCCGCACUGCAAGUUUUGUGCUAGUGAAAUGAGGGUGAAUGUUGAAUAUACAGGUUGCCUGGAGGAAAGAUUAAUUUGCUGUCAAGGCUUGGGUCUGGAAUAUAUUGUUACUGGCACUGCAGAUCCGCUGUUCCUUUGUUAGAUUGCUGGUAACAGCCCAGAAUGGUUUGCUGGUCUUUUUUUCAAUGGGCUGUAUGACAUGGUCUCCGGGUAGCUAGAAACCUCUCUCCAUUUUUGAAUGAGAAACCGGAGUUUGGAGGAGGUGGUACCCCACUGAUGAGGCAGCUAUGCAUGUGAGAUAGGGGAGCUGGCAGGUUGGUAAGGACAAUGGCCAUGUGUAUGGGUGACAGACAGACAGACAGAGACACCACAUGCAAGAAUUUCUGGAAAGCUGGAAUGGACAGUCUUUGAAGGAUCUGCUUCAUAGGAAUGUCUACUUUUGCUUUGAUGUACUCUGCAUCUUUACGUUGAUGAAUAAAGCAAAUACUUCAAGGGCACUUCCGGACUGUUGCUAUUCUUGAAUGGGAUGCAAGCACGUCCUAGCAAUUUCAGUUGUGCAAUUGUAGUUGAAUUGUGCAAGAAAACUGCUUCCCCCAAAGAUCUGGGUUUUUAUAUAUAAAAAGAGAAAGGAAAGUGAUGGGGAAAUGCCCUGGGAGGUGUGAGAUAACACUUAUGUUGAUGUAAUGUCAUCUAAACUCCCCGCAAACAAAUCAGAAUGAAUGCUCAUUGGACAGCCAUCAUUGUCUAAUCCUACAAAUAAAUCAUGACUUCCCCCAAAGGAUUCUGGGAGCCGUAGUUCAUUAAGAGUACUGGAAAACCCCUAUUCCCCUCACACAGCUACAAUUUCCUACAGAAUGGAUGAGGAAGCCAAACUAACCUCAAGACCACAUUCCCACCAUGCAUUCAAAACACUAGGCUACCACUUUAAAAAGUCAUGGCUUCCCCUGUGAGCAAAGGAUUGUGGGAGUUGUAGUCUUAUAUCAUCUGAAAUUUGAUUCAGUUCACAUUUAAAGGAGAACCUGCCUAAUUCACACUUUCCGAAGCAAUAUGCAAAUCGAAGCACCGCUGUCUUUCAAAAUCUCUGAAUUUUGCAAUGCUGUCCUCCAGCCAAGUAAUAGCAUAUUUUUCCGUUUAUUAUGUCAGUAUGGCUUGGCAAAAAUGGCCCCAUGGGCUGGUCCACCAUGCCUCAGACCAUGUGGUGGGCUUGACUAUAUUUUGGGGGGGGGGGAUGAACGAAUUCCUAUGCCCCACAAAUAACCCAGAGAUGCAUUUUAAAUAAAAGGACACAUUCUACUCAUGUAAAAACACACUGAUUCCCAGACCAUCCGCAGGCUGGAUUGAGAAGGCGAUGGGGAUGCAUCCGUCCCACGGGCCUUAGGUUGCCUACCCCUGAAAUAGACACAAGGUGGGAUGCUUGCAUGCUUUUAGGAAAUGAUCUGAUCCCAGGCUAGAGCUGUCAUCAUCUCAAUCCUGACAGCCCCAUUUGCUCUCUCUGCUUUCAGGUUGCAAAGUUCCACGCAGCAGUUUAGCACCCCAGACUGUGCGGGAAUUACUGGAACAAAAAAGGCAACAGCAGAUGGUCCUUGGCCACAGCACUGGACCCCAGGUGAGUCAUCCGCUGAAACCAGUUGCGAUUGUUCCUUGCUUCCAGCAGCCCCAUCCAGCUAGAUGUCUCCAGGAAACUCCCAAGCAGGACAGCAAGGCAGCAGCCCUCUCCUGCUGCCAUUGCUCCCCACAGCAAGCAUUCAAUGGCUGUUGCUUCUGAGCAGAGGUUCCAUGUGGCCAUCAUGACUGGUACCUGUUGACAGCUUUCUCAUCCAAUGAAUUUGUCUCAGCCUUCUAAGUUAGGGUCCGUCACCUAGGCUAGCUGCACCUGGUUUGCAUUCUUUGAGACGAGGGCUCUAGCCUUGUGUUAGAGCAUCUGUCUUGCAUGCAGAAGGCCCAGCGUUCAAUCCCAAAUAAAAUCCCCAGCAUUUCCAGGUCGUUUUCAAAUAUACACAAUUUCCCCCCAUAUAUUCAAUAAACAUUUUCCAAUCUUUUUUAAACGUUCAGUGGUGCCCCGCAAGACGAAUGCCUCGCAAGACGGAAAACCCGCUAGACGAAAGGGUUUUCCGUUUUGGAGGUGCUUCGCAAAACAAAUUUCCUAUGGGCUUGCUUCGCAAGACGAAAAUGUCUUGCGAGUUCCUGCGGGGUUUUUUUCCUUCCCCCCCCUUUUUCCCAAGCCGCUAAGCCGCUUAUCAGCUGAUCCUAAGCCGCUAAGCCGCUUAACAGCUGAUCCGCUAAGCCGCUUAUCAGCUGAUCCGCUAAGCCGCUUAACAGCUGAUCCGCUAAGCCGCUAAGCCGCUUAUCAGCUGAUUCGCUAAGCCGCUUAUCAGCUGAUCCGCUAAUCCGCUAAACCGCUAAUGGGCUUGCUUCGCAAGACAAAAAAACCGCAAGACGAAGAGACUCGCGGAACGGAUUAUUUUCGUCUUGCGAGGCACCACUGUAUGUUCUUCUUGUUCUCUUAUUCUAUAUGUUCUAUCAGUUUAAGUUGCCAUUUUUCCUUAGCUGGGACUUCGCUCGUUUUCCAUUUUGGGGCUAACAAAACAUGGGCCUCAGUAGUGGCAUACAUAAAUAACCUUUUUUGACAUCUGGGAAUUUCCGUCUGAAUUAUCCCCAUCAAAAAGGACUCUGGUUUCUUUGUUUUUGAAAUGUACUUUUAAACAUUUUUUUUCCAAUUCAUUAUGAAGUAUUUCCCAAUACUCUUUUACCCUUUUACAGGUCCACCACAUAGGAUAGAACGUACCCCAAAUGUUCAUUCACAUGGUCCCCAAUUCAUAACAUGGGAAGAAGUUGCCUUCUGCUGAGUCAGAACUUUGGUCCAUGAGGGUAGAUGGACCAUUGUUCUGACUCAGUAGAAGGUAGCUUCUUCCUACGUUAUGAAAUGGGGACCAUGCGAAUGAACAUUUGGGGUCAGAUUAAGGGGCAGCCUAGUCUAGGGUGGUGACCAUAGCAUGUUUGGAUUUAGAUUUGAUAUCCCGUUUUAUCACUACACUAACCAGAGCCAGGACUUUUUCAAAUUAAUGGCCCCGUGCCAUGAUUCUGAAUUGAUUUUAGAAUGACUUGAUUUUAGAAUGUAUUUCAAUUAAUUGAUUGUGAUUUUAUGUAAAUUGUGUUACUUUUACUGUUGUUAGCCGCUCUGAGCCUGGCUUCGGCUUGGGAAGGCGGGAUAUAAAUAAAAAUUUAUUAUUAUUAAGGAGUCUCAAAGCGGCUAACAAUCUCCUUUCCCUUCCUCUCCCACAACAAACGCUCUGUGAGGUGAGUGAAGCUGACAGACUUCAGAGAAGUCUGAGUAGCCCAAGGUCACCCAGCAGCUGCAUGUGGAGGAUCCGGUUCACCAGAUUAUGAGUCCACCGCUCUUAACCACUACACCACACUGGUCCAGACACAACCGCUUUAUUACCUUUACCAGGCUCAUUACUGAUCCUCUUUUUUUACUCUUCCUCUGCAGAUACCCCCAGGAGUUUUCGAAGCCAACCGAACAGGUGAGUGGAUAUGGACACAUUGGAAUGCUUUUCUUCCCCCAUAGAGUCGGUGCGCCUGUAACGGCUACUAACGUUCUGUCUGCACUGGUGGAGGCAGUAUGCUUCUGCGUCCCAGUUGCUGGAAACCACAGGAAGGGAGAGGUGUUCUUGAGCUUGGGUCCUGCUUUCGGGCUUCCCAUGGGCAUCUGGUUGGCCCCAGUAAGAACAGGAUGCUGGACUAGAGAGACCACUGGCCUGAUCCAGCAGGGCUUUUCUUCUGCUUCUGUAUUCUUUGCUCACCUGAGUCCCUCUUCCUAGAGCCCCCCAGAGCAGCUGAGGGAAGAGGACCUACUCCAGGACAGACAGCUGCUCCCGAGUACCCGGUCGCGGCCUUUCCCACCUGGCAGCCAGACACCUCAAGCCAAGCGGCCUUCCCUGCCGACUGCCACUACCAGCCAGUGGACCCCACCAAGAACUACCUCCUUCCACAUCCAGGGCCCCAGUAUGGCAUCAUCAACCCCUUUACUUCUUUGGAUGCCAGUGUUUAUGGGCCUGCAGGACCUAGCACCACUGAGGCAGUGUACGGUUCCAAGAUGGCGUCAGCGGUGGAUUAUGAGGUGAAUGUGGAAUUAUGAGGGGAUGUGCGUGGGUGAGGAGUGGCUCAAACUGGAGACAAGGAAAGGUCUCAUGCUAUCUAUUAGAUUGUGGGUGGACAUAGCAGACGACACAGAGAUUUCUCCAAGUAGUUCUUUAUAAGUAAGCUGGAACUGAACUGCAAACAGCUCAGCCGGCCUGCUUUUAUAGGAAGUUGGCGGUCAACAUUGUAACAACAACAACCCAGGGUUUCCCGCCUAAAUUAACUUAACGUGGACCUGAGUGAAAACUAUACAGUGGUACCUCUGGUUACAUAUGCUUCAGGUUACAGACGCUUCAGGCUACAGACUCCACUAACUCAGAAAUAGUACCUCGGGUCGUUUGCUUCAGGUUGAGAACAGAAAUCACACAAUGGCGGCGUGGCGGCAGCGGGAGGCCCCGUUAGCUAAAGUGGUCUUCAGGUUGAGAACAGUUUCAGGUUAAGAACGGACCUCCGGAACGAAUUAAGUUCUUAACCCUAGGUACCACUGUAUACACAAUACCCCUGGUGGCCAGGGUGAGAACUUCAAUACAUAACACUAUCAUCUUAAUCUGUUUUUUAAACAGCAGUUUUCCUGUUCCAAGGAAAUCCUUGGGAACGUACCUCCAUUCCCCAUUUGUGGAAUGCUUGCCCCAAGGCGGUUCAGAGUCAGAAGCUGUUCCCAAGCCUAAUUUUGGUGGGAGAAGGGGGCCCUGGAAAUGCCAGGGAACGCCUCUCUGAACAUAUAUGUGCCCACAUUGGCAACCCUGGCGUAUAUCUGGGGGGAAAGAUUGGUAAUAUUGCAAUGCCUCUUUACCAUGGUUUCUUCCACACAGACGGCAGUCUCUGAAACGGGGCCUUUGGACCUCUUCCCCGCUCCUGGGGGCGUCUGCCUGCAGCAAGAAAUGAACAACCCAUGCCUCCUUCCCGAGGAGAAUUUCCCAGCCUCAUCCAUGGAAGUGGAUCCUGGGGAACUGACCCAAGCUCGGGCAGAGAUCAGGAACACAGAACUGCCUCUUCUGCUACAUCAAGAUGAGGAUGGAGACACGUAAGUCUGUUGCCGGUGGUGAGGGCACUGAUUCCCCGCCCCCACCCCCCGGAUAUCGCUUUGAAUACCAUCCCAGUCCCCUUCGAAGUAAGGUGGCUGUGUGUCCUGUUUUAUAGCAGAUAGUCCUCUGUCUGGCCCAGGGUCACAUUCAUUUUAAAAAAUUGGUUUCCCCCAAAGAAUCAUGGGAGUUGUACUGUAGUUUGAUAUGGGUACCGGGAAAUGCAGCUGUAAACUACAGUUCCCAUGAUUCUUUGGGGGAAGGCAUGUGCUCUAAAUGUAUGAUCACAUGUGGAUAUGACCCUAGUUGGACAGAUAAAGACGAAUAACCCUAAGAAGGGAGAGUAGGGAAAUUGCCCAUGGACAAUUUAGUGACUCUGAGCAGGUAUGCCUCAGCACAGUCUUCCCCACUAUGGUGAAAUGUACUCUAUUUCUGUUUAUAGUCAUUUUUUCAAAAUUUGUUUCUUAUACACGUGUAGAUUGUUAUACUGUGUGUUUAUUACAUUUAUUUGACAUUUAGAUGCCACAUUUCUACACAUGGUUCUGUCCCCAGCUUUUAUCCUCCCAAAAACCACGCAAGGCAGGCUAAUUCUGAGAAAGAGGGAGAACCAUUGGCCCGUGUGAAAUCUAUGGCUGAGCAGGGAUCAGAACCAGGGUCUCCUUAGUCCUAGUCCGAGACUCCAGCCACUAUGUCAGGCGGUUCUCUCACAGCAUUGCCAGGGGAGAAGAGUCUUGUCUACCGACCACCAAGUUCUUAAACUAUUCCGUGCCCCUCUCCUCUUCAGGUUUCUGCAUCUAUAUGUGGCCAAAGGACACCGGCCGCUGGCAUAUGCUACCGCUGAGGUAUUUCGGGAGUGUGGCCAACUUGACGUCAAAGAGCACAGGGGGAAGGUGAGGAUGAGGCCUGGGCUUAAUUCUCCUUGCGUGGAGGAGGCACAUGAUUAUCUUUCUCCAGCUGUCUCAUAGGGUUGUCUCCAAUUAAGUCCUACGCAUAGAAUCAGAAUUGUAGGUGAAAUAUACUCGGAGUCCUGCAGUGAUUUCAUGCUCUUUUUCGCAGCUUGUAAAACAGCGAUUGAAUUUCCCCCGAAACCUUAGGCUUUUAUAUACAGUGGACGCCUGGGUUGCGAACGUGAUCCAUGCAGGAAGCACGUUCACAACCCGCAGCGCCGCAUCUGCGCGCGCACUUCUGCACAUGUGCAAGCGCCGAAACCCAGAAGUAACCCGUUCUGGUACUUCCGGGUUCGGCGCGGUGCACAACCCGAAAUCGCGCAACCCGAAGCGUCUGUACCCCGAGGUAUGACUGUACAUUAUUUACACAAUGAGUCCCGUCUGACUGGCUGAUUCUGCUUCCCUUCUGGAGCCUGAUUGGUCUUCUCCUGCAGGCCAAUCAGUUGUUGCAUUCUAUGAUCCUACCAGCCUAAUAGGCUGAUUAACUUCCUCCUGGAGCCUGAUUGGUCUUCUCCUGCAAGCCAAUCAGUUGUUGCAUUCUAGGAUCCUACCUGCCUCUUGUUCUAGGAUCCAAGCUUAGUACAUAACAGUAGGGUUGGGAGGGACCCAGAGAGGUAUCUAGUCCAACCCCCUGCAAUAGAGGAAAUACAGCUGAAGAAUCCCUGACAGAUGGCCACCCAACUUCUGUCUUAAAACCCCCAAGGAAGGAGAGUCCAUCACCUCCCGAGGGAGACUGUUCCACCGUCAAACAGCUCUUACCAUCAGAAAGUUCUUCCUAAUGUUUAGUCAGAAUCUCCUUGCUUAUCAUCUGAAUCCAGCAUACUCAUCUGAAAUUAAUGGAUCUAAAGAUAGGCUUGAUGCAUUAAUUUGAAUGGGUCUACUCUAAGUAGGACUAGCAUUGGCAACAGCCCUAUAGCAUUUAGAAUUUAUUUCAUAAGCUAUGUAUUUGCUAUGGAAUAUAUCCAAGGUCAAUCAAACGCCAGUCCAUGGAGUUAUGUCCAUUCAUUUCAGAGGGUCUGCUAUGAGUAUCUUAGAUGAAUAUCACUCUAUUCUUUCCUACAGGUAUCCAGGCAACCUAUUUGUUGUGAAUUUCACUGAUUAUUCUGAUUUCUUUUCUUGUGUGUGUUUUCAAAUGCACUUACUCUGCCAUUCUAACAGUAUAUGUACUUCAUUUCUGGUUCAUACAUGUUUAGAAAUUCAAUUUAUACUCUCUGUUAUUCCAUAUUGCAUCCUGCUGUGACAGCUAUUUUAAAACCCAUCAGGCAAUUUAUAAAAUAAAGGGAUAAAAAGUAAAUAAAUGUCAAAGAAAUAAACAACUAUUUCACAUUUAGAAGACAUCUGAAGGCAGCCCUGUUUAGGAAAGUUUUUAAUGACUGAUGUCUUAAUGCAGGCUUCCUCAACCUCAGCCCUUCAGAUGUUUUUGGCCUACAACUCCGAUGAUCCCUAGCUAGCAGGACCAGUGGUCAGGGAUGGUGGGAAUUGUAGUAUCAAAACAUCUGGAGGGCCGAAGUUGAGGACGCCUGUCUUAAUUUUUUUUAAUCUUUUGUUGAAAGCCGCCCAGAGUGGCUGGGGAAACCCAGCCAGAUGAGCACGGUAUAAAUAAUAAUAAUAAUAAUAAUAUAUUAUUAUUAUUAUUAUUAUUAUUAUUAUUAUUAUUAUUUUAUUAAAAUGCAAACUUCCCCUCUCCCAGCCCCCCAGCCCUUUCUCUUGGUUGUGCUAUCCAAGCAACUUAUCAAGGCAAUCCUAGCCCUUCUCUUCCCCUUGCAUCUAGGGCUGUCAACUACUUAUAGAUGAUCCUUUCCUAGCAGUGAUCGGCAGGUAGCAAUGGUGUGUCACCUGGUGAAAACUGCUUCAAAUCAAGCUGCUGCCAAUAGCCUAGCCAGUUGAAAAGAUCAUAGAGUUUGAAGGGACCUCGAGGGUCAUCUAGUCCAACCCCCCUGCAAAGCAGGAAUCUCAACUAAAGCAACUUUUAUCAUUUCCUUGAAGCCCUUGAUGUUGCUUUGUCAUGUCUGCCUCUUGAGAUGUUCAGGACUCCAGGCCAGUUCAGUCUUUUUAUUUGUGUCGAGCUGCUCCUGAGGAAUAAGAGUGUACCUCAGGGUGGGGAAACGAAGGCUCAGGGCCCAAAUGUAGCCCUGCAGGCAAUUUUGUCUGUCCCUCAGGAAUCUCCCCACCCCACACCUCCAGCUUUGCUCCCUGGGUGAUUUUUUUCCCUUGGUGGUGGGAGACAGGACAAACCCCAGAGGAUGAGUAGAAGUAGGGGAUAUUGGAGGGUGAGGAACAGGGGCAAGCAAGCAGAUGCACCAGCCCUGAGAAAAGACAGGAGUCAGACUUAAUAGAGGCAACACCAACACCAGCUGAUAAUGUGUCUGUUGAAAGUCUGCCAGCUCCAACUCCCAACCCUAAAACAAGAUGAUUCCUCCACGUAACAGAACAGAAAGCUGAGCAGAAACAGAGAGGAUCCCUUGGGACUUACUGUAGGCAGAAGGAGGGAGGGAUCUGAUUAUUAUUAUUAAUAAUAAUAAUAUAUUUUUACCCUGCCCAUCUGGCUGGGUUUCCCCAGUCACUCUGGGUGGCUCCCAUCAUCAUCAUCAAGCGAUAAAACAUCAAACAUUUAAUACUUCCCUAAACAGGGCUGCCUUCAGAUGUCUUCUAAAAGUCAGAGAGUUGUUUAUUUCCUUGAUAUCCGAUGGGAGGGCGUUCCACAGGGCAGGCGCCACUACCGAGAAGGCCCUCUGCCUGUGGCUUCACUUCUUGCAGUGAGGGAACUGCCAGAAGGCCCUCGGCGCAGGACCUCAGUGUCCCUCCCUGUGAGAAGCCAAGUUACAGGGAACCAGGCAGAGGGCCUUCUCGGUAGUGGCACCCACCCUGUGGAAUGCCCUCCCACCAGAUGUCAAAGAGAAAAACAACUACCAGACGUUUAGAAGACAUCUGAAGGCAGCCCUGUUUAGGGGAGCUUUUAAUGUUUAAUAGAUUAUUGUAUUUUAAUAUUCUGUUGGAAGCCGCCCACAGGUGGCUGGGGAAACCCAGCCAGAUGGGCGAGUUUUAAUUGUUGUUGUUGUUGUUGUUGUUGUUGUUGUUGUUGUUGUUGUUGUUAUCUCUCUGCUCUUCACUAAAUGUGCCUCUUGUCCAGCUCCCCUGUGACACCUUGCAGUCCACUAAUGCCUCUUGUUUGUUGGGAUGGGGGAUGGGUGUGCAGAAACUUAGCCUAUGCUACAAAGAUGAUAUUUGCAUUCAUUGCUCCACCCACUUUUGCCUAUGGCCCAUCCCACCAUUGGCAUGUGGCCCUCAGAAGGUUGCCCAAAAGGAAAUGCGGACGUCAGGCUGAAACACGGCUGGUGUAUAUCCAUUGAAGUAGUGAAUGCUCCCUUCCGUCAGCUGCUGCCUGUCGCCUAUCAACUGCUGCCCUAGAUAGCUGCCUAGAACCAGGCGCCUGGCAAGGCUGAGCUCUGCCACUCCCAGCCGCAGCCACUCACUGCUAUUCCUCUCUGUGUGCCCAGACUCCGCUGCUAGUGGCAGCUGCAGCAAAUCAGCCUGGGAUCGUGAAGGACCUAAUCAUCCUGGGAGCGGACGUCAACGCUGCAGACCAGAAGGGGCAGACUGUGCUGCACCUUGGUGCCACCUAUGGGCUGCCCAGUGUCAUUGAGGUGAGUGUCCCUAUUGCAUGGCCAACAUUUAAGAAUGAUGGGAGUUGCUACCCAACAAAACCUGAAGCGCCACAGGGGAAGGGCAUAGCUCAGUGGUAGAGCACCUGCCUUGCAUGCAGAAGGUCUCUGGUUCAAUCCCAGGCAUCUCCCAGUAGGGCUGGGAAAUCAGGGGCCUAGGAAGUGGGGCGUGGGAUGUGUGGUCCGCCCUGAGUCUCAUCCUUGAGGGGGGUGACAAAAUAGCACACCACGGGGAGCGGCACUUACCACGGGGCCUGGCCUGUAGCACACCCAAGCCACACUUCUCUCCUGGGAGUGACACAGUGGCUCGGGGCCCCACUCUGCCCGAAAUUGCAGCAUGGGGCUUGGGUCCGCCAGGCGGACUCCGUGGGCAGCUCACCACACCGCCCUCAUGCACAUAUCGCCCUGCCCCCACUGCUCCGGGUGCCGGAGCUAUGCCCUUGUGGGAAAUAUUCCCUGCCUGGAAUCCUGGAGAGCCUCUGGCAGUCACUGCAGGCAAUAUUAAUGGCCUGAUUCAGUACAAAGCAGCUGUCUAAGGUCCCAUCGCUGCUAGCAAGGCCAGCCCUAUCAUCAGGCAAACUGAGGCAAUUGCCUCAGGUGGUAAAAGCUCAAGGGCAGCAGCCGGGCCAUUCCUUCAGAAGAAGAAGAGAGUUUGGGUUUGAUAUCCCGCUUUAUCACUACUCAAAGGAGUCUCAAAGUGGCUAACUUUCUCCUUUCCCUUCCUCCCCCACAACAAACACUCUGUGAGGUGAGUGAGGCUGAGAGACUUCAGAGAAGUGUGACUAGCUCAAGGUCACACAGCAGCUGCAUGUGGAGGAGCAGAGACACGAACCCAGUUCCCCAGAUUACGAGUCUACCGCUCUUAACCACUACACCACACUGACUCUCCACUGUAGCACCCAGCCACCACCAACUCCAACUCCCAUGAGCCAGCAGGGCCAAUAGUUGGGAGUUGGUGGAAGCUGGACCUCAUGGCACCUCAUCGCAGAGUUCAAAUUACAGCAGCGUUUCCGUCAAUUGUUCCUUUUAUACACCUGCAAAUGUUAGCAGCACGAUAGCACAUACAGCAGGCCAUGCUUCCCCAUCACUUGAUCUCCACGCAUGGACAAUGGGUAUCCGAUAAAAUACUAUUUAUUCAUUUAGGAGUACUGUAUUUAUAGCCUGUUGACCAACUGAUGUUCUUGAGGCAGCUUACAGCGCCUUUAAAACACAAUGAAACAGGCUGUGAUGCAAUAAUCACUACAGCAGGGAAAAGGUCUACAGUGGUACCUCGGGUUACAUAUGCUUCAGGUUACAUACACUUCAGGUUACAGACUCCGCUAACCCAUAAAUAGUUCCUCGGGUUAAGAACUUUAGGAUGAGAACAGAAAUCAUGCUCCGGCGGCGCGGCAACAGCGGGAGGCCCCAUUAGCUAAAGUGGUGCUUCAGGUUAAGAACAGUUUCAGGUUAAGAACGGACCUCCGGAACGAAUUAAGUUCUUAACCCAGGGUACCACCGUAUAUGUUUAUAGUCAUCUUCCUGCCCUUUUCCUCUGCUUUUUCAACAAAUACUGUUGAAGUGGCUAGGUGUUAGAGCCACUCAGUCCAUGGCCAACAUCUACUUGCUGGGCUUUCUUUAGGUUGGGAUUUAAUCUGUUCUAAGCACAUGUCAGAAUGACGAUCUCUUCUGGAUUCUUUCCCAGGCCGUCAUGGUGACUGGUAUCCCAGUCAAUGUCGAUGCUAGAAAUUUCGAAGGUAAGGUGAUGGGAGAGUGCUGUGUAUUCCCAGAAACAUUUUCAAGUUGUGAAUGCAUAUUAUUUUGCACACUGCUAAUGCGUGGAGUCUUUGACAUCCCUUUCUGCACUGUUCCGGUAGGUCUGACCCCCUUGCAUUGCGCUGUCAUAGCUCACAAUGCUGCCUUCCAGUCCCAAAGCAUGGAUCCGUUGUCUCAGCAGCAGCUCCAGAACUUCCUGCUCUGUAUUCGCUUGCUCCUCGAACUCGGGGCCAACUACAAGAGCCAGGUAGGUGGGUGGGUAGGCUCUGAGGAAGGGUUCCUUCUCCCCAGGCCAGGAGACCAAGGUGGCCACUUCUGCAUCAACCAAAAAGAGAGCAAAAGAAGGAGACAUAGCAAAGCAUUUGCGGAAUUUGGCUAUUGUUGCCAUAAUUAAAAUAGAAAAAUAGAUCUUGCCAUGGUGGGGAAGAAUGUGACCAUGCAAUGUGUGUCGGGAAUCAAGCCUUUAUCAGGAGAAACUGGCCACUCUCCAGGCACCCGGCUUGAUCUCCUGUUGACCUCCCUGUCUGCAUUCCCCAGCAGGAUACAGGCUAGGUUGCGAUAGGCGAUCCUUCUCAGCGUGAGAAGAACACCCCCCCUCUUUCCUGCCCCCCCCGGGCAGGGGAAAGAGAUAGACAGAAACGUAUUUACAUUCCUUUAUUUCUGUCUUUGCAGCGUUACGAAAAUCAUGACUGCUCUCUUCAAGCUCCAGCAGUCAAGAGACAAACUCCUCCUGUACAUCCUGUACAGCUCAUAUUACACUCUGAGCUAAUUCCGGUGCCCUCUGCACUGUGAAUUGACUGUCCCUCUGUUUCCCACGGAACAGUCCCAACAUUCCCAUUAUGUUUUGCUUUCAAGCUACCAGCAGCUCGCGGCUGCAUUGAUUCAAUAUCGUAACAAUGUGUACCCCUUAGGGUGCGCUGCAAUCCUCCAGAUGGCCUGUUUAUUGAGCAUUCACCCUGAUUUGUUUGCACAAAGCUUACACGGAGGUUAGGCUGCGACCUGUCUUUACUGGAAAUUCCUUCUGAUUUAUUUAACAAUUAGCACUAUUCAUUUGCUGGUGUUUUCCCAUUUGUUCCUCUUACACUUUUCGGUGACUUUCCUCAUCACUUUCCUAACUGCAAAAAGUCUUUUUUUUAAAAAGUGGAUUUGUUUCACCAGGGCAAGACAAUGCUUUAAUUCAUUUUAAUUGCAUAAAUCUAGAUUUCUCGUGUACACUUCAAGCUCUCCCACUGACAUCAUGACAUACUGACAUUAUGGAAGCAUUUCUAAACAGGACUGGCAAAGUGCCUUACCCUGAGUCAGACCAUUUGUUUAUCUGACUCAAUAUUGUCUACACUGGCAGGCAGCUGCUCUCUAGAAUUUCUCCCCCAGUGCUACCAGGAGGUGCCAGGGAUUGAACCUGGGAUUGUCUGCAUGCAAAGCAGAUGUUCUCCCACCCAGAACGGUUCAACGAUAAGACUCUCUUUUGUGAUUAGCCAAGAAAGCUUGGCCAGCCCAUCUGGCCUCCUGACAGUUUCCUCCCUUUUCUAGGAACUGAAGAGCAGCAAAACCAUUCUGCAUUUGGCUGUCCAAGCUGCAAACCUGCCUUUGAUCCAGUUCCUUCUCCAGCUUCCUGAAGGAGAACUCCAGAACUUUGUCAAUAUGAAGGUGUGCUUCUGGGUUUUCUCUGCUAGGGGGCGCUGUUGCCCAAGGUUGGGGAUAGAAAGGAGUUUUUUUCAUUAUGGUGUUGUUGUUGUUUUGUAUCAUGAAAGGCAGAACAGUGGGUAGAACUGGUGGCCCUCGGAGAGCAGAUCAAGCCUGCUCAGCACCUUGCAACAGAGGGCCCAGCUCUGAGAAUCACAUGUCACUUGAGGUCAUUUGGACCGUAGCAGCUGACAUGCAGGUUUUUGUCUACGUCAAUUGCAGCUUUGGGACUUUAGGAAAGGGAGAGGGAAAGUUUUACUUUUUCUUCCUCCCUCUCUCCCAUGGUCCCAAUAAAGAUGAUCUCUCCAAUGCUGCUGUUUGCAUUGCCAGGGGAGCGUGCGACUCUUAAUCUUAGGGUCAUGGGUUCGAACCCCACGUUAGGCAAAAAGAUUCCUGCAUUGCAGAGGGUUAGACUAGAUGACUCUGGUGCAUAGCUGUCAACUUACAGAUUUGAAAAUAAGGGACCAGCAGCCUCAAAAAUAAGGGAUCAGCAGCCAAAAUAAGGGAUUUUAGUCAACUAGCCGAAAUACGAAGUUAAAGGGACCAGAUAAUUUGGGAGAGCAGCGCCGGUUUUUAGCCCUUCAUUUCCAGAGGUUGCUGCUCAAGACACCAGCUGAUGAAACACUGCAAUUAAAUAACUACAAGCAGCAACCACUUUUCCCGCAAAACGAAGUCCAAGCUACGAAGAUGCUGCUGCAGUUUUGUAUCUUUUCUCCCGUGCUCCAUCUGCAGCUCUCAGUUCCAUCAGGCGGGGCGGGAGGAAGAGGGGGGGGGAAAUAGCGCCCGAAGUAAACCCGCAGAUCAGACCAUCUAUGCUAGUCUACCACUACAAAUCUAUGGAGGAAGCGCUUGCGGUCCUUCCUCCGUUUUCCCCCUCUAUGGUUAGCCCUUGGAACACCUGCCUGCGCCUCUGCCUCCUCUCUCUGAACUGCUUUCUCUAUGGUUGCCCUCGCUCUCCUCUCAAGGCUCCUCAGCAAUUCAUAGGCUGCGCCAGGCUGCCCAUCUCAUCCAGCUCCUUCAGCGGUGCAGCCGCAGUACGGCCUAGUGGGAGUGGCGGUGGCGGGCAGAGGGGAGGCCCCAGGCAGAGACGCUCAGUUCAGCGGCCGCGAGAAGGAUGGCAGCGGAAGGGCCUGAGGCUCCCGCCAGUCCCGGCGGGGAGGGGCUCCCAGGGGCCGAGGCUGGUGAGAGAAGGCCAGAGGGGGGCAGGCUGGGCAGCCAAGCAACACAGUUGGAGCCUCCCUCCUCCCUGGCCGGCAGGGAGGGAGGGAGAGGAGCUGCUUCCUUUGAAACCCGGGGAAUUUAAGGGACAUCAUCAAUAAGGGACAGCAGCAGGACACGGCGCUGGGAUAAGGGACUUUCCCGCCAAAUAAGGGACGGUUGACAGCUAUGCUCUGGUGGUCCCCUCCAACUCCACAAUUCUAUGCCAUUGAUGCCAAUGGAUGCUUCCCUUGAAAAGUGAAGAGGAAUAUUGAGGAGGUGAUUCACACCUGCCGUGGCCCAAAGGCUGCUCCAGCUUCCCCAGGACUGAUCCUGAGUAGCACAGAGGCUCAGCUAAAAGGGGAGAGGCAGAAAUGGCAUGUUAAACAAGUGUGCUGCUAAGGUGUCCUGUUCCUCAGGGAUGUAAGAAGCCAUCGUUUUCUGUUCUGCCUUGGAAGUCGAAUGGAAUCUGUUCCAGAAGUCCAUUCGACUUCCAAAACGUUCUGGCCUUGCAGAACGCAAAGGAAACACAGUGCAAGUGGGGGGGAGGUUAAUGUAAUCAAUUACAUGUCACUUGUGGACUGAAAGCAACAGGAAACAGCAAAUGCCCAUUGUAUUCACUGGACUGAGUUUCCUUCUGGCUACGGGAUGAAGAAAUGAACAUCGGCAAUUUCUGAUUCCAUUUCUUUCUCUGACAUGUCCGUCAGCAUUUUCUGGAACUUUGGAAAGAGUUGCAAUGGACCUGAGGAACUGCCUUGACCAUAAGCUGUCAACGUUUCCCUAUUUUUAAGGGAAAUUCCCUUAUUCCGAAUAGGAUUCCUCACAAUAAAAGGGAAACGUUGGCAGCUAUGGCCUUGACCCACACAUCCAUGUGCAGCAAUUGUACUCCCUAGAUGGGGUACUGCUGAGAGUACCACAUGCCCCAGAGAUGAGCUGAGUGUGCCCUAGAGGCCAGGAUUUUAGUGUUGCAGGUCCAGCCGCCUGGAAUCAGUUAUCAGCUGAAAUCUGGCAAACACCUAGCCUUUUAGCAAUUAGGGGGCUGUUGAAGACAUUUUUUUCUUUAAGAAGCCUUUCCCAAAGUGUGAUGCAGUUGCUUAUGUGAAAAAAAACAACAGUUUCACAAUGGUAGAAAUUGCUUUACUGCUUUUAGCAUCGCUGAGUUUGCAAUCUUUUUGCAUUUUGUCUUAUUUUAUUGCACACUGCUUCAGUAAGUUUGGGUUAAUAAAUCUGCAAUAAAUGGAUAUUAUGCAGGCUAACUUGGAGGGGAAAUCUCUGUUCUCAGGCCCACGGGAACACCGCCUUGCACAUGGCCGCUGGUCUGCAUGGACACCCCUUUCAGGAGCAGAUUGUGCGCCUCCUGCUGCAUCACUGGGCUGAUCCCAGUGCGCGGAACCUGGAGAACGAACAACCAGUUCACCUGUUGGCACCAGGGCCAGCGACAGAACAGGUCAGCUUGGGGAGGAUCUAUGGUUGGUGGCAGUGGGCAGGGGGAGCUAAAUUUAGUUCACUUGCAACACGCAGCUCAAAAUGCAGCUGUCCUGAGAAAUUUGCACUUCUCCGAAUUCUGCGGUGGAGUUCUCCCACCUGCUCAAAAAAUGCAUAUGUUAAGCGAAAGGGGGCAUAAGAAAUUGUGUGCUUAGAGGAACUAACGUACCCCGAGAAAAAAUGCAUGACAUUAGGGGAAAUUGCUUGGGGGAAAAUGUGUAUGCUGAAUGAAAAUCGCCUACAGAAAUGUCUGCGUUGGGAGAAAUGCACACUAAGAAGCUGGUGGAUUUUCAAGUGGAUUUAAAUAAACCAGUAGACUGAUGCAAAAAAGUGGAGAACUGAAGACUGGAAAGAUGAGAAGCUGGGAGAAACCGAAAUGGGCAGAUCUGUUCAUCCCUAGCUGCAUCAGGACAGGGAAGAGCUUUGCUUCAUCUUUGAAUGAUUGUUGUCUCCUUCCCUCUGCAGCUACGCCUGUUGCUUAGGAGUCGCCGUUUGGGCCCCGGACCAGCUCAUCUCCCCCCUUUCCCAUGA
Molecule: messenger RNA, 17349 nt
Organism: Podarcis lilfordi (Lilford's wall lizard)
Lineage: Eukaryota; Metazoa; Chordata; Lepidosauria; Squamata; Lacertidae
Source: the annotation of a GenBank genome assembly